Caenorhabditis bovis is the source of this 735-nucleotide messenger RNA. The record is from the annotation of a GenBank genome assembly. NCBI's taxonomy places the organism in Eukaryota, Metazoa, Nematoda, Chromadorea, Rhabditida, Rhabditidae.
AUGAGUAUCCCGCAUAAUCGAAGAUUUGACAAUCGGAAUGGUGUAGGUGUCACAAAAUGCUUAGCUCUGAUUCUGUCAGCGAUGGCUAUGAUUGGUUCUAUUGGAAUUAUCGGAUUUGGUAUAAUGACUAUUGUAGAAAUAAGUUACUCCGCAGUAGCCAUCGGGACGUAUGAUAUUAUCUAUGGUCCUGCACUGAUAGUUAUAAUUGGGAUUCUGGGUUUCUGUCUAACUCCGAUCGGAUUUUAUUCAAUUAUAAUUAACGAUUCAAAACUAAUGGUGAUAAACAUGUUUGGCACAUUCUUCAUUGCAUUAUUGUGUAUAAUUGCCGCUGUAAUUGGAUACAAUUUGAACAAUUAUGCAAACGACGGAAGGUUGGAGAAUUAUAUGAAUAAUUCACUGCACAUUGAAUAUGGCCAUCCUGAUGGAACCCACAUCCAAGAAGCUUGGGACAAGCUUCAGCAGCAGUUCAAAUGUUGUGGAACUAAAAAUAUGGAAGAUUGGGUGUUCAGUCGGUGGUAUAUAAUGCAACGACGAUACCCAAGACAACGAAUACCAGAAAGCUGUUGUGCUAGUUGUUCUGCAAUGCACGACAAAUACUGCUACUCAUUUUUCACAAUGCCCAUUGAAGCUGCUUCGAGCCCAACGUUCGACCAAAAAAUGUGUCUUAAAGCUAGCGAUCGAUGCAAUUCAGCAGAUUCUUCAAUUGCUAAUCGCGAAAUCUGUCUAGCACUCUAA